AUGAAGACCUUUAGGACAGUUCUGUUUUGCAUUGGCACCCUCUCCAUUGCCUCAGCGGCCCCAGCGGGACGGGACAGCUCAGCACAACCUACCGAAUAUGAAUACGACUAUGAAAGUUCUGCUCAGCAACAAGUCCAAGAACCCCAAGAGUCGGCUAGUCAUUACGACGCCUACAUAUCAGAUGUCCAGGCCGCAGCUAGCGGGGACCCGCCCAAGAAGGGCUUCAGUAGAGGCAGCGGUCUAAGAACUAUAGCUGUUGGGUCAGCAAAUCAAGCAAAAACAGCGCUGGGGAAUCAAGCGGCUGCUGGAUACCAGGCGGCUUAUAUGGCUAAGAAUACGUUAGCACAAUCGGCUGCACAAGCUAGUGCUACAGCGCAGGCGGCGCUUGCUGGUAAACAAGUUAUCCUGUCGGGAUUAGAGCAGCAAGUGAGAGACGCGAAGGUUGGACUACAAGGAGAGGAGAUGCAGCUGCAACAGGCUAAACGGGCUGCACAGUCGGCGGCGCAGGCAGCUCAACAGGCUAUGCACCAGGUGAAUGUGAUCCAAGCUGCCUUGAAUGCCGCGCAAGCCACCUCAGAAAAUGCCAAUGAGGCAGCUUCUCAAGCGGCUGGUGAACUUGGAGCACAAACUGCCAUGGUGGGCGCCGCCAGACAACGACUACACACACUCCAGGAGCAGCUCAAGGGCGUCAGGAUCGACUUCGAGGCCACACAGGCUGCGGCUAGGAAGGCACAGGCGGCUGCUCAAGCGGCUCAAGCUAACGCAGCUGAAGCAGCGGCGAAGGCAGCAGCAGCUGGCCUCGGCGGUGGUCACAAACACGGGGACGCGUCCCACGAAGGUACGACUUAUGAAGAGUACAAAGCAGCACCAGCCCCAGAACAGCAACACCCCCAACAUCCUCAACAAGAAUACUACAUUCAGUCGGACUACCACCACUAG
Diatraea saccharalis (sugarcane borer) is the source of this 939-nucleotide messenger RNA. NCBI's taxonomy places the organism in Eukaryota, Metazoa, Arthropoda, Insecta, Lepidoptera, Crambidae. The record is from the annotation of a GenBank genome assembly.